Messenger RNA from Miniopterus natalensis, 5531 nucleotides. RefSeq names its product CCAAT enhancer binding protein gamma (gene CEBPG). Gene Ontology annotation, molecular function: DNA-binding transcription factor activity, RNA polymerase II-specific; RNA polymerase II cis-regulatory region sequence-specific DNA binding. Gene Ontology annotation, biological process: regulation of transcription by RNA polymerase II; DNA-templated transcription. NCBI's taxonomy places the organism in Eukaryota, Metazoa, Chordata, Mammalia, Chiroptera, Miniopteridae. The record is from RefSeq and is a predicted model, not a curated record.
CAACCUUGGUGUAUUGGGACAACACUCUAACCAACUGAGCUUCCCUGUUGAUGCCACCUAUGAUGUCAUGAGGCUGGUAGCCAUCAACAUUGCAGCCCGCAGACUGGGCAGUCCCCUGAAUCUCUUUAAUGGUUCCAGAGAGCUCUCUAGCUAAAGAUUGGUGCUGCAUCUGUUGGGCAUUGUUGGCAGUCUCAUCAAAAGUGGUUAUUUCCACUAUGCUUAAUGUUUAUUUGGUUCUUUCUGUCUCUUGGUGUUUCUUUGAGGGCUUUGAUGACCAGGGCAGAUGCACAAGGUACUGCUCAAUCUGGGCCUCUCUGUUCUGAAUGGUCAGUUUCAUUGUAAUCCUCAGACUCUUCCAAUCACUGAUUGCUUUGGCGAUGCCAUCACCAACCUUUAUUGGAUACAGACCCAAGGAGUCGAUCAAUCUUGGGGGUCAGGGCAGACGUGGCAUCAACUUCCCCACUGGUGCAACUUAAGUAUAUGACUGAUCUUGUUGGACUCGAACUUCGGCGGCAUGGGGGAGAUGGCUGGUGUUGGAUGAACCUGGAUUCGGGAUGACUGAAGAAAGUUGCUUAAAGGUCACCUUUGAGCCGAAAACCGAAAGGGUAUAUGGACUUUUUAAAAGCUAAGAUUUUAUAAAGCAGACAUCCGUUCAUAUAGAAAUGCCCGGCUAAAGGUUUGGGUGAAGCUACUGGUGUUUACUAACUGAGCUUCUCUGAAGAACUAUGAGAUAUACUCAUUUGAGGCAUUUCAUAAUUAUGGCUCCAGGUUUUUUUAUCAUACAGCUUUAGUAGUUUUGUGAAAAGAGAAAGGUAUAGUUUUAUGGUUCACAACACUGCUUUCUAAAUUUUUAAGAAUGCUAUGACUUCUUGAUGGACACGGUUCACUCAGCUUAGCCAGUUUGUCUUGAAGUGACUUUAUGAUGAUAAGAUAGGUGUGCUUUUUGACACAUCUUGAGGCAGCUGUAGUGACCUACUUGAAUUUAUAGUAACCCAGAUAUGACUAGUUUUUGAAACUGUGAUUUCAUGUCUGAAGCAGCACUAGUUAUUUCAGGACUGGUAUGUCCCCUGAGCUCCCCCGGCAGUGAGGUGGGCGCAGGCACUGCAGCUGCUCAGUCUCUGUCUAGCCUCAGUCCCAGUACUUGCAGUUCCUGGACUUCUGUUUCUUUCCUUGUGGUUUUAGUUUGACUGUGUUUAGAUGUGUUUUUUAAUUAUGUCAACAAGAAAGAAACACUAUUAGAAGCAUGGUGGAAUGGGGAAGCAUAUUGGGUGUCUCAGAGCUCCUAAAUCUGUGAUUCAAGAAACUAACUUAGGAAAUCUCUGUAAACUAUUACUGAGGUCAUUCAAAAAAUAAAAACAAGCCAAAACCCACCUUUUCAAAAUAUCCCAUGAAACACCCUCUGGGAAAGAAGUCAAGUCCUUGGUGACGCACUCUGCCUAUUGGAAUAAGGAGCAUGUAGCGACCCUAGGACAGUAUUCUCGAUGAACACGAGUGGGGCGUUCUGCUGCAGCAUUGGAUUUCAACUUCAAUCAGCAAUGGAAGCUUUUCCCCCUUGCACUGUCGGUGUCUCUUCUAUUAUAAUUGAACUCACCUAUUCCCUGUUCAAACCAAACAUCUCAAAUUUCUCUCUGGCAGAUUGCCAAGCACUAGUAGUUCAUAUGUGUUGUCUAAUUAGUGGUAUUCUUGUGUUUUUCCUCCCAUUUUUGAAAACAGUCACAGAUGGGCAGUACCCUCAGGGGUUCAUGUGGGCUGAAUUUGGCCUUAUGGUGCUUCUCUACUAGCUUACCUUCCUCAGUUAAAUGGCUUAGACUUCUGAAACAUUGGAACAGUUGGCAGCUGCUGUAGACUUUCCUCAGCAUAAUCAAUGUUGGCCUUCUGUUAGGUACAUGCACGUUUAAUCUCAUUUGAUCUUGUCAUUUCAAAUAUUUUAAUGCAGUUUAUUCUUCAACUAGGUACAUGUGAAGAUUUCUUGGCAGUGUAGAGUGGAAACCAUUGAUCACUGUGCCCUCAUUUCUGCCUGUUCUGUGUUGGCAAGGGAGAGUGCCCAAAUGAGCAAGAUAUCGCAGCAGAACAGUACUCCAGGAGUGAACGGAAUAAGUGUUAUUCACACUCCAGCUCAUGCCAGCGGCUUGCAGCAGGUUCCUCAGCUGGUGCCCGCUGGCCCUGGGGGAGGAGGCAAGGCGGCGCCUCCAAGCAAGCAAAGCAAAAAGAGCUCACCCAUGGAUCGAAACAGUGAUGAGUAUCGUCAGCGCAGAGAAAGGAACAACAUGGCUGUGAAAAAGAGCCGGUUGAAAAGCAAGCAGAAAGCACAGGAUACCCUGCAGAGAGUGAAUCAGCUCAAAGAAGAGAAUGAACGGUUGGAAGCAAAAAUUAAACUACUGACUAAGGAAUUAAGUGUACUGAAAGAUUUGUUUCUUGAGCAUGCGCACAACCUUGCAGACAACGUGCAACCCAGUAGCACUGAAAAUAUGACAAAUUCUGAUAAUGCAGGACAGUAGAUGGCACCCCUCCUGACUUCACUACUUGUGGCUUGAACAUUAAAGGUGUGGCGACCUACACCACUUGUGUCAAUGGUUGAACAUUGUCUUGUUCCCCAAAGAUCCAUUGAAGGUUGUUUUCUAGGAUCAGCACUGAAGAAUUGAUUAGCUAAAAUGUUAGCCAUGUAAUUAGAAUUUCUGGUUUUAAAUGAUACUGGGACAAACAAAUUUUUAAGGUAUAUGGUAAAAAAAAAAAAAAAAAGUCCCAGACCUGGGUGUUCUUAAUAAAUCCUGACUUCCCAAGAAGUGCUUCUUUUUUAGGUUAACAAAAGGAAUGAGGAACUGGCAGGUCACACAGAAAGUUCUGGGUUUUGAUGGAUAUGGUUAAUUGGAUUAAGAGUUGAAUGCUGUUUGUGAUAAUCUAUUUGUGAUUUUAUUCUAAAUUAUGUAUUAAAAAUCCUUAGGGCUAUAGAAACCAAUCACUUUGUAAUUUGGAGUGAUGUUAUGUAUAGCAUAAACCUUGGUUUAGCAUAAGUAUUACUGGUUCCCCAAUAAGUAUAAGUUUUUGAGUAGCAAUGUCAGGUUAAGUAAAGAAACCCCAUUGCAUUUUAAAGGCAGUAUGCAGCCAUUUGGCUUAAAAAUAUAACACUUAGGAAGCAUAUAGGUUUUUAAGAAAUACAAGUAAAGCAUAUUAGAAUUAUGCUUUUGGGAUACCUUUGGGUUAUUGGAUUAGCAUUUUUUUGGUAUCCUUUAAAAAAACACACCAAACUCAGUAGUUUAUAGAAACUUAUGUACUAAAAUUUUAGUUUCUGCAGAUGCUAGUAAAGUAAGCAUUUUUUUUUUUUUUAAAUACCAUUUUGACAACCAACUUAGUAAACAAAAUGUCUUAGUAGUUUAAUCACAGAAGCUACUGAUUAGGAGUUGGAAUUCCAGUUCAGUAGGUAGUUUGACUUGUGUUGAAAUAUCUGCUAUGGGGCCAUGAGUUUUAAAGGCAAAAACUUCCUUUGAAGGACUAUUUGGUGUUUGGACUUAACCAAGUGAUUAUGAGAAAAAUGCAUCAACUCCCAAAAUAAUAGUCUAAGAAAACUUGAAAGUGUAAGGUUUAACCUUUAAUUUAUUUCACUUAAAUACAUCUUUUUAUAUUUUUGUGAUAUUUCUUUUUCGAGUUAGCUGUUCUUCCAGACUUUUUGUACCACUGCUUCUGUUUAGUUAUUUGUAUGCUUUUAUAUCCCAUAAGUUAUUUUAGAAAGAAAAUACUGAUAACACUCAGGAUAUUGACAUUUUUAUUGAGACUAAGAAUAUGGCAAUCAAGUCGGGAAUCUCUAGUCUGAUUUAUAUCAAUGUUGGUAGUUCUGAUUGUCCUUGUUGACUUUAUUUUUAGCAGCACAAUUCUGGCUAAAAUUUGUUGGCUUUGUGGGUGGUUUUUUUUCCUCUUUUAAUUUUUAUUUUUUUGGUGUCUGGGCUGGUGACAAGAGACUGAGUCACGUCUGAUUUAAAAAGUUUUUGUUACCAGGUAUCUCAUUUGAAUGUGGGUUUUUUUUGGCCACAUUGCUGUUUCAUACUAGGACCUGGAACAGUGUAACCAGCAUGUAACUUAAGUUGUCCCCUUGGGUUGGUGGAAGAGCGCUGUCUGUGUUCUUCUGGGCAGAAGACAUCACAGCUCCCUGAAACUCAGCAAAGCCAUUAUUAAGGCCACGAGCCUGCCAUGAGCCCCUUUUGCAAGUGACAGGAACCCACUGUUUUUCCAGGAGAGCUGCUGUCCCAGGAGGGUUAGCUCCCUAUAGAGCCAAGAGACAGAAUAGGGGCUUCUGUUAGGGUCUAACACCAGUUUACUUUGGUUGGACUAUUGACCUACUGGUAAUAGGUGUUUUGAAUAACAAACUAGGAGAUACCCACAGAUCCUACUGACUCUUUAAUAGCUGAUCAAUGUUAUAUAAUUAACCUAAUUGGAGAUGCAGUUAGGUCACUUGAAUCUUUAAGCACCAAUAGUAGGUGUUACAGACAUUUUAAUAUCUUACUAAAAAAUAUCUUUCAGAAAUUGAUGUCUCCAUGGAAUGAAUGUUUACCAGUUAUAUGAAUUGACUUAACUCUCUUAGAAAAGAAGCUUUAGGGAAAUCAUCAGGAGUGUGUACUCAAUAUUUCAAAUCAGAACAUGAAAUUGGGAAUUUGGAAAAAUGAGUUCAAGCUUUCUUGUUACCUAUGCAAAUGAAAACUUGAGCACAAGCAGCCCUUUAUGCAUAGUACAAAAAUGUUAACUAUUGUCUUCACUGUCUUACUGAAGUGUUUGGGAAUGCAAGUUCUUAGUUUGAUAGAUUUAGAUUUAUCAGUAUAAAAUGGAGGGAGAUCAAGUAUGGGGGAUGGGUAAGUUUAGAGCUUUGGGAACUAUAAAAUGACUUCUGUAACUUUUGUUCUGUAGGUUACUUAUGGAACCAUUAGGAUUUGAUCUGCCUUUGCUGGCAGGUCCUGUUGUUUAGGAACUAGGCUUCAGUAUGUAAGUUUCUAGCUGUACCUGAGUCUCCCAGAUGGGUGCUUUGACUGGUCUUGGCUGCAAGUGGUGAGAUCAAGAGCAGCUCUUCCUGGUGUCUGGCCCCUUUCAGUUUUGGGGAUGUGAGCUCAGAUACUUUGGACAUUCUUACUAAGAAGUAGUAAGAUUUUAAUAAAAUAUGACCAGAAGAGGGUCACAUGACCAGUCACGAGUAUGAAAUUCUCAAAUUUACAUAAAAAAGUAUGUAUAACUUGAUAAUAAAGGAAAUCAUAGCAGUUUUUGCUAUUUCUUAAUCCCCAUUAGAGACUUGAAACUAUGUACCUGAACAACCCAGUUAGCACACAAGUGCUUUUUGAUGCCUUAGAAAUAGGAAAUCAUUUUUUGUUUGAUAAAAGCUAGGAAGGAGGGAAUCCAUUCUACAGCUGUUAGACCUGCCUCUCAGGAAAAAGUACUUAACUCGUUCUUUUUGUUCCUGGCUUUCCUCAGUUUGUGAGAAUACUCUAUUUUUUUAAAUAUAAUUUUAUUUCUUUCAAUGAAUUUGAAAUAAAAAAACUUUGGAAUAAUGACUA